Messenger RNA from Dermacentor andersoni, 652 nucleotides. Lineage: Eukaryota; Metazoa; Arthropoda; Arachnida; Ixodida; Ixodidae. The record is from RefSeq and is a predicted model, not a curated record.
GGUACAAUCGAUGACAUUCCAUCUGUUUCUUCCAUAUUGUCUCUGCGGCGUAGCUUUGGUCGCAUAGCAUUGGUGCUUUGUUCAGAGGGACAAGCAAACACUGCCUUCUCGUCUGGAUUCAAGAUGACAUCGUCGAACUGCGCACAAGGAAACAGAAUGUGGGAACUCACUGACUACGAAAUCCAGCGAUCUCCCCAGGAAUUGCUUCCAGAGUCUAGGCUGGUAGUCGUGGACGAAAGUGUUCGCGAAGAGCUCACGUGCGCCAUUUGCCUGGGCCUUCUCUGCAACACCGUCGCGACGAGAUGCCUGCACCGGUUCUGCGAGGAGUGCAUCACCACAUCACUUCGCCGGUGCAACAAGUAUUGCCCCACCUGUCGCCGCAAGAUUCCCUCGAAGAGAUCGCUGCGGCGCGACCAUCGCAUGGACGCUCUGAUCGCCGUGCUCUACCCGAACGGCGACGAUGAGGAAGACGAAACGAGUCGCGCGGCUGCACCUCGUGAGUCGUGGAGUAGCCAGCCUUUGCAGGCCGCGCUACAGGGCAUGCCUCGGCGAGGAGGCGAGCAGCACGCUUUGCAAGGACCACCGUACCAAUGACUUGAGUGGGCGAAGCAAAUGGUCGCACGCAAUAACAACCAUUUCCUGUGUGUGUUUA